CAACAGCAGCAGCAUAACCAGCAUCGAAAACAACAACAACAAUCACAAAAUGAAGAGCCAUUUAGGGCCGCUCUUUGUCAUUUUGAUAAUAGUCGCCAAAUGCGCCAAUGGCAAUCCACAGAAUCAGCAUCAUGAGUCAAACUCGCAGCUGGAUCCCGAUCCGGAGUUUAUUGGCUUCAUCAACAAUGUCACGUAUCCGGCUGGUCGUGAGGCCGUUUUGGCCUGCUCCGUGCGCAAUCUGGGCAAGAACAAAGUCGGUUGGCUGCGGGCAUCCGAUCAAACGGUACUCGCUCUACAAGGACGCGUCGUAACGCACAACGCCAGGAUCAGUGUUAUGCACCAGGACGUGCACACCUGGAAACUGAAGAUCAGCAAGCUGCGUGAAAGCGAUCGGGGCUGCUACAUGUGCCAGAUAAACACGAGCCCGAUGAAGAAGCAAGUGGGCUGCAUCGAUGUGCAAGUGCCGCCGGACAUCAUCAACGAGGACUCGUCCGCAGAUCUGGCCGUGCAGGAGGGCGAGGAUGCGACGCUGACGUGCAAGGCAACCGGCAACCCCCAGCCACGUGUCAUCUGGCGACGCGAGGAUGGCGAAAUGAUUCUCAUACGCAAACCGGGCAGUCGGGAGCUCAUGAAAGUGGAAACGUAUAAUGGCUCCUCGUUGCGGCUGCUGCGUUUGGAGCGUCGCCAGAUGGGCGCCUAUCUGUGCAUUGCCUCCAAUGAUGUGCCGCCGGCAGUCAGCAAGCGUGUCUCGCUCAGCGUGCAAUUUGCGCCCAUGGUGCGUGCACCCAGCCAGCUGCUUGGCACACCGCUUGGCUCCGAUGUGCAACUGGAAUGCCAGGUGGAGGCAUCACCCUCACCGGUCUCCUACUGGCUGAAGGGAGCGCGCACCUCGAAUGGCUAUUCCACAUCCAGUCUCGACUCGCUCUCGCCUGGACCCGAAAUGCUUCUCGAUGGGCCCAAAUAUGGUAUAACGGAGAAGCGCGAUGGCUAUCGCGGCGUCAUGUUGCUUGUGGUGCGUUCCUUUUCUGCCUCCGAUGUGGGCACCUAUCACUGUGUCAGCACAAACUCGCUGGGGCGUGCCGAGGGCACCUUGCGGCUAUACGAAAUCAAGCUACAUCCAGGCGCCUCGUCCAUAAACGAUGAACAUCUCAAUUUCGUUGGCGGUCUGGAGGAGGCGGCGCGUAAUGUGGCCGCUAGCGGGGCUGUCACGUGGCUGCUGAUGCUGCCACAGCUGAUGAUGCUGCUGCUGCCGCCGCUGCUGCUGCCUCGGCCAUCGAGCGCGUGAUAUCAAAACUGAGCGUGAGCCGGCAAUCAAGUAUUCCUACAGGUGUUACCCAAGCCCUUGAGCCGACCGCAAAUUGUUUCGCUUACGCUCCCGAACCCGCUCCCGCUCAAGCUCAAGCUCAGGCUGUAGCUGAUGCUGAUGCUGAAACGUUCCCUGCCAGCGCAUCUCUUCUAGUUUGAUUAUGUUUACGCUUCUCUUUUUUUUUGUGUUUUUGUUCUCAUCUUUGUUUUCAUAAUGUGGUAUCGGUAAACGCAACAUAUUGCCAAAAGCGCUGUGGGCAUCAUAUCUCUACAUACCCCCCCAGAUAUAUCCCUCUCCCCUCCUACAGAACAUGCCCACCGCGCGCAUAUAUCAUUUACAUACGUAUCAUAUACCCAUACCACCCACAGACACCACAAAAAAAAAGAAGGAGAAAAAUAAAAUAUGGACAAAAAUAUCAAAAUGGAAAAUGGAAAAUAGCGAUAAGAAUGUGGCGCUAAAAUAACCAACACAAAAACGAUCCCAAAUUCCCCUAAAAAUAUGUCACAUAAUGUUACAUUGCGUAUAAUUAAACACGAAUACUAUAAAAUAGUGCAUAAAUAAAAUU
Molecule: messenger RNA, 1871 nt
Organism: Drosophila grimshawi
Lineage: Eukaryota; Metazoa; Arthropoda; Insecta; Diptera; Drosophilidae
Gene: DIP-gamma
Product: lachesin
Exons: 10
Coding region: 50-1285 (411 amino acids)
Cellular component (GO): neuron projection
Source: RefSeq, a predicted model, not a curated record